GUUUAUUAGGGCUGAGACGUUAUAACUUUGAAGUCAAAUUUUGGUCAGAGACACACAGUAGACUAGUGUUUUCAGAGUUGAGAAUUUGCAGAGAGAGUGAUGCUUCAAAAAUGGAGGCGGUGAAUGUUCAACCAAUACAAGCGAGGAGGCCUUACGAGGGAGAAGAGUCGGAAGGGGACUAUGUCGCCAUGAAUAAUGGAGCCGGAGCCGGAGCCGGAGCGAAUCCUUCUCAAGUCACAAUGAGUCGCUGCAGCAAUUCCACUCGCACCAGUGAGCUCACCAUCGCCUUCGAGGGCGAGGUCUACGUUUUUCCCGCCGUUACUCCUGAUAAGGUUCAAGCAGUGCUGUUGCUACUGGGAGGACGUGAUAUGCCAGGCAGUGAUAUACCAAGCAGCGUUCCUAGCUCUGGGUUUUCGCUUCAACAGAAUAGCAGGGGUAUAGGGGACAUCUCACGAAAUUCAAAACUUUCACGAAGAUUUGCAUCUCUUGUUAGGUUCCGUGAAAAACGGAAAGAGAGGUGCUUUGACAAGAAAAUUCGGUACAGUUGUCGUAAAGACAUUGCGGAGAGAAUGCAUCGGAAGAAUGGACAGUUUGCAUCUUUGAAGGAUCCUUCCAAAUUGGUUGCGGGGAAUUGUGAUUCAAGUGAUAGCACUUCUUGUCCAGAAUCUGUCUUACGUAGAUGUCAGCACUGUGGGAUUAGUGAAAAGUCUACCCCAGCAAUGCGGCGGGGACCAAAUGGCCCAAGAUCUCUCUGUAAUGCUUGUGGUCUUAGGUGGGCAAAUAAGGGAACUUUGAGAGAUCUUACAAAAUCAGGGAGGGAUGUUUCUUUCGACCAAAAUGAGCUGGAAAGCCCAGAGGAGAAUAAGCCUAUUGCAUUGGAUGCUGAAGUCCCUCCUCUGAGACUGGGCGACCAGGACAUGCUUGAAACUGCUGAAGCUGCUACUAAUCACGUAUCCAUCCAAAUGGAGAAUUCAUCAGUCAACCUUGAUGAGCAGGAGAAUCUGGAAGAAUUAGCCAAUGCUUCAGGGACAGAAUUUGAGAUUCCUGCAAACUUCGAAGAGCAGGUGGUUGAUUUUUACGAUUGCAACAUGGAGACUCACUGGGGAGGAACUUGAGAAGAUGUUGGGUGUCUCUUGCUACAAACCUUUGAAGUGCUCAUGCUUUUCUUGUUGGCUAGAAUGAAGGUGCUGUGCUGGCGGCCCCCCUACUAACAUUUGAUGUUCAUGCCUUUGUUUAUGUUUAUAGACAAAUCUUUACAGAAAUCUCAUAUUACUGUUAGUAGCUAGAAUAUUUUGGAGGUCAGUUAUAUUUUGGAGGUCAGUUAUAUAGUGUGAAUAAGUUUCUGAUAAAGUUUUAGGUCUAUGUUCUCCUCUUUCUACAUAAAUUAUGAGGGAAAAUGUGAUUGUCAAGGUAUAUCAGUGUAAUAUUAUGGUUGGGACUAUCCAUUUUCUAAAUCAUCGAUUCAAUUA
This is a messenger RNA of Rosa rugosa (rugosa rose), 1469 nucleotides long. Its product is annotated as GATA transcription factor 19-like. The transcript is spliced from 10 exons. The record is from RefSeq and is a predicted model, not a curated record. Gene Ontology annotation, molecular function: protein binding; zinc ion binding; sequence-specific DNA binding. The coding region runs from base 111 to 1115 and encodes 334 amino acids. NCBI's taxonomy places the organism in Eukaryota, Viridiplantae, Streptophyta, Magnoliopsida, Rosales, Rosaceae. Gene Ontology annotation, biological process: regulation of DNA-templated transcription.